Manihot esculenta (cassava) is the source of this 1431-nucleotide messenger RNA. RefSeq names its product MADS-box protein SOC1. Lineage: Eukaryota; Viridiplantae; Streptophyta; Magnoliopsida; Malpighiales; Euphorbiaceae. Gene Ontology annotation, cellular component: nucleus. The record is from RefSeq and is a predicted model, not a curated record. Gene Ontology annotation, biological process: positive regulation of transcription by RNA polymerase II. Gene Ontology annotation, molecular function: DNA-binding transcription factor activity, RNA polymerase II-specific; RNA polymerase II cis-regulatory region sequence-specific DNA binding; protein dimerization activity. Bases 577 to 1233 code for a protein of 218 amino acids. The transcript has 10 exons.
CUUUUCAUCUAAAUUUGCUUUGUUUGGUGUUUGUCGUGGGUUUUACCAAAACAAGCAAGGAUGAGGUUUUCUUUAAUGCUUUCGCUCCCAGGAGCUUCCAUAUUCAAGCUGAAAGAGAGAGAUGAAUAAGGAAAGGUCCGUGUGUGUGGGUUCUCGCUGCCUGCUGCACUCAUUGUGACUAAAAGAGAGCCUAGAAAUAGAAUCAAUCAAUCACCAACCCAUAAAUAACAUUAGAUUUCUACUCUGGUCUUUGCUUCCGAGCGUCAGAUAUAUAUUUUUGCUACUUCUUGCUUUCUCUUUCUUCUUUUGGAAUUUAUAUUUUUUCUCCCCUCUUUCAUCACAGGCUUUCUAGGUUUUUGCCAAUUUGUUAAGAUUUUCAAAUCUCCCUUUGGCUCUUUUCAUAAAAGGAAUUGACCAACAUUUCUAGUGGUUUGCUUUGUUGAUUUGGAUCAAUCAACAACGACUCUUAUCUCCAUAAAAUCCUUUUGGGCUUUGCCUGCUGUUUGAUUUCUGUGCUUUUGCUCUCUUCACCUAGAGCGGCUUCCUGGGUUGCCCGUUUGUGGUGAGAGUAAAGAGAUGGUGAGGGGAAAGACUCAAAUGAAGCGCAUAGAGAACGCGACAAGCAGGCAAGUCACCUUCUCCAAGCGGCGAAAUGGGUUGCUGAAGAAGGCCUUUGAGCUGUCGGUUCUUUGCGAUGCCGAGGUUGCCCUUAUCGUCUUCUCUUCAGGAGGGAAGCUCUAUGAAUUUGCAAACUGCAGCAUGCAGGAAACAAUUGCACGAUAUCAUAAGCAUGUGAAAGCUACUCAAAUCAACAAGAAGACAUUCGACGAAAACAUGCAGCAGCAACUGAAGUCGGAAGCAACGAACAUGGUGAAGAAAAUAGAGCUUCUUGAAAUUUCAAAAAGGAAGCUAAUGGGAGAAGGUCUGGGUUCCUGCACUGUUGAAGAAUUACAGCAGCUAGAACAGCAACUGGAGAAGAGCGUAAGCACCAUCAGAGCAAGAAAGAAUCAGGUUUUCAGAGAACAAAUUGAGCGAUUAAAAGAAAAGGAGAAACUUUUGGCAGCUGAAAAUGCAAAGUUGUCUGAAAAGUGUGGUGGCCAACCAUGUCAAGGCUUGAAAUUAGUGGGAGAAACUAGACACUGUGAAGAGAGUAGCCAAGUUUCAGACGUAGAGACUGAAUUGUUCAUUGGACCACCAGAAACAAGAAACAAGCGCAAUCCUCCAAGAAAUUGAAUAAUGGUUGACAAAACCAGGCCACCGUUUAUACGUUGCGACUAGCAAAAAGCAAAAAUAAGGGCAAUUGUAUGGUAAUGAUAACAUAAAUUAUUUGUUUGAAGAAGCUUGACAGGAACUUAAUUAGACUAAAGUAGAAGCUAGCAACUUAGAUUUUAUUAUAACAUGUAAUCACAGUUCUCCAUAUUCUUUCUGCUA